This is a messenger RNA of Verticillium dahliae VdLs.17, 2721 nucleotides long. RefSeq lists its product as uncharacterized. The transcript has 2 exons. NCBI's taxonomy places the organism in Eukaryota, Fungi, Ascomycota, Sordariomycetes, Glomerellales, Plectosphaerellaceae. The record is from RefSeq and is a predicted model, not a curated record. Bases 1 to 2721 code for a protein of 906 amino acids.
AUGUUCGACUCUUUCCACAUACUCAGCACAAUUACCACUCAGCACAAUUGCCACUCAGCACACUUGCCACUCAGCACGAUUGCCACUUACUCUCCAGCCAUGGCAAGCAACGUUAACCAAAGCAGCUGGUCUGCCUCCAACAACCAGGCCCGAUACCUCGAGCGCCCCAUGCAGUACUCCCAGUACCCUCCCCAGGAGCCUUUCCAGCCAAUCAUCGACGGCACCAAUACGCAGAACCAUUCUUUCCACCCGUUGGGUAUGAGCCCGCAGCAUCAUUUCCAUGGCUGUCAUGUCUUUCAAGUGCAGGGCAACAUGACGCUCCCUUCGAUGCCUUCGAUGCCUUCUCUUCUGCCAGCACGCAUGAUCCAGUCCUCCGCUGGAGGCAUGCCUCCUGUAUAUCACUCUCCUGCCGAGGCUGGACCUCGGCGCUUCGAACCUGAAGCCCACGUCACUAGUACUAUUCCGCCCAUCCAGCGCUCCGAUGACGUGCGCCUUCGGAACGGGGAGGCUCUGCAAGUGCAGCCCAAGCCUCAAGCAAAGGACCAGCCUGCUGGUGAUGGGUCACAGCCUGCCCAGCAUGCCUGGGACGAGAAGCCCCGUCAACCUGGACGCGGCAGUAUUACUGGUGGUUCUAUUCACUCUUCUCUUCAACCUGUGAACAGUGCCGGCCUUCGAAUUCUUUCGCCAUGGCAACAGGCCGAAAUUGACGAGUAUCUCAAAGUUGUCGGAUACUAUGGAAACCCGAAAUAUCCUGCCCUUCCAAGCAACAUCAAGCCUCGGGUCAGCAACACGAACCCAGUCUGGAAUAACACUGUCGGCAAUGUUCAGCCAGAGCCAAAGCCCCUGAUUCCAUACAUGACACCGGCUAACAUCAAGUUGUUGCGUCCCUCGCCAAGCCACUCCGUUCGACCCAUAGCCUUGCGACGCGGCAACAAGCAGCCCGCAAACGUAGCAGUUGUCACCGAGAAGGACUAUUGGCUCCCUGACGUUUGUGACAAACCGGUGAAGCGGUGCACCGGCGACGAUGAUAACGAAGAGUGGGCAGCCUUGUUCCGUCGCGCGGGCCCUUCCGCUGACGUGGAUGGCAGUGUGCCUGGAGGAACCAGCAAGUCAAGUGACUUGUUGAUGCAACCCAUCCCCGUAUUGAAUGCGGAACAGAUUCUUGCCCCAAGCGCCGUGCGCGAUGGCGCUGCAAAGGCCAGUGUAUUUGAGCCCAACGCCACGGCUAACCAGCACAUGUCCAUGCCCGAGAAGAAGCGCGAACCUGCCAAUGCGUCUGGCGCCCCUUUCCCUGGGCCCGCUGUGUUCCCAAGUAGAGAGAGCCUAAACCGUCUCUUCGCAGCCCCCAAGACUCCCCCCGGACUCAAGCCAAGCGGCAUGUCGGAUACCCUGCUUCGUCAGUACAUUCUCGGCACCCAGGCCCGCGACGUUGCAGCCACUAAAGAGAUCGCUGCCCUUACUGAGAUUCUCAAGACAACGGAGGUAGCUCUUCGCGCCGCCCAUGUUGAGCAUGCCGCUGCCCUUGCUCAGAAGGAGGCACAUUUUGAUUACUACACGCGCCAGAUCGACGAGACCCUCCUCAACGUCGACGGCCGCAGCGAAGACGCGCUCACGGCGCAGCUGGUUCGGUCGCUUCUCAGUGCCCUCAAAGAGAACGCCCAGCUCGGCGGCCGUGUCCCGGACCCCUUUGCUGCUGACGACGGCGCAAAGACCAGCCGCACCCAGCUCCUCAUCGAGCAGCUCACCAAACAGCUGCGACUCGCCAACCGUGAGCUCAGCGUCUCCAACGACCGGUACGAGCUCCUCCGGCAGCGCUUCGAUGACCAGGCUGCGGAAGUGGAGGAGCGGAUGGCGGAAAUCGAGGAGGUCCAGCAGAGCAAAUUUUCCUGCUUCGUAGAGCGGUCGGCUGAUUUUUUCACGGAGAAGCGCCAGGUCAUCGAGGAGACGCAAAAGCAGCUCAAGGAAGAGCGCCACGCGUUCGAGGAGGUCAUGGCGGCUCUCCAGCGCGAGCGCGGGGCGCACGAGGACGCCCGGCUCCAGACCAACAUGGCCGAGGUCGCGCGUCUCGCUGCUGUCGCGGAAACCGACGAGGUCAAGGCGCGGUGCCUCAAGGCCGAGAAUCUGGCUGCCAUGAUCCGCAAGGACUACGACGACAAGUGCGUCGAGAAGAAGGAGAUCUCCUGGGACCUGCAGACUGCCAAGGAUGAACUGCUCGCCCACCACGAAGAGGCUGGGCGCAUGGUCUGUCAAUUCGAAGGCGAAUUGGCCUCGACGCGGGCGGCGCUGGCCGACGCCCGGAAGGACCUUAGGGUGGCGCACGAAUACAUCCGGAAGCAAAAGGUGGAGGAUGCAGAGCUGCACCGCACCGCUCUGACUGAGCUGACCAAGAAGGAUACUCUCAUCGAAGAGCUAGCUGAAAAGGCGAUCGACUCCGACGACGAGCCUAGCGAUAUGCCGGAAAAGACCAAAGCCCUCCGAAGACAUCUGCGCAAAGUCGACUCUAAGUUGCCGCACACCUGCAUACCUCCAGUUGAGCUUCUCACGUCCUCCUUUGUCAGGGCGAGUUCGUUGAAGGACCGGAGCGCAAGUGAUGCAGAUGCCGAGUGGUCGCCAACCAUUGACCAAGCCAAGCACGUGAGCCCCUCAACUCUUGACCAGGUCAAGCACGUGCGCCCUCUUGUCUCUCUAGUUGACUCGGAGGAAUCGAAGCAAGCGAUUUAA